GGAGCAGUGACUGUGCAGAACAGGGAGCGCACGGCUGCUGUCUCGCGCUGGUGCGAGCACUGGGAUGGAGGCAGCCGGCCUCUCCCUGGGGCUGCCGGCCGGCUCGGGAGGCACCGCUGCAUCCCCGACCCCGAGCACGGCUGCAUUUAUCCACCCGCCGUAACGCCGGGGGCUGCCGACAGCAUCUGCUGCGCCCGAGCCCCGCGUCGCCCCAGCUGGUGGCACCAACCCAGCGCUGGCGUUUGGAAGUUUUUCUUAGCGUCGCUUUGGCCUAGAAACAAUAUCUCUGAGAAAAAUCAAAGCUUGCGGGUUUUUUUUUGUCGGCGCUGGAGCGGUCGCGGUGCUUGCCGUGGGAGCGGGAGCCUCGUGCGCGCUGCAGGGUGCGUUGUGCCUGCGGCAGCUCGCUGGGGUGGCACCCGGCAUGGGGAAAUGUGUGGUUAUGGGGUGGCACCCGGCACGGGGAAAUGUAUGGUGAGCCCCCUCACACUGCAGCCCUGAGCGCCAGGGAAGCAGAGCAGCUGCACGCUUCAGCGCUGUGCAGAAGAGGGAGAGGAGGCGGCGUGCUGGAGCCUCCAGCGCAGGGGAAGGGAACGGCUCGGUGCACUCUUGCAGGCACCCAGGGGACCCGCAGAGUGCCUCUCCACCAGCUAAUUGUGCUGGCUAAAGUGCAGUGUAACGAGCCGGGAGGAGGAAGCGUGCCCUGCGGUACCACGUGCGGCAAAAGGCGUCUUCCAACAGAGGUCUUCAUCCUUUGCUGCUUCUGCAACCGCCUCCAAAUCCGGUGCUGAGGAGCCCGAAGCCCGCGAUGGUUUGGGAGUGAGAUCCAGCCGAUGGUCUGCUCCGAAAUCACCUGCUGCUGAGGACCGGGGACUGCUCGCCCUGCCGCUGCCACUUCUCCCUGCUCUGUGCCCGUUCAGCUCGGCUCUGCUCUGGGUUUGGUGCGGCUGCAACGGUGGGUUUGGUGCUGCACGAGAGGACAGUGCCUCCCCCGUGCAUGCUCUAUAAAAAGUGCAGCGGCAGCACAGCUCUAUCUAUAGCAGCAAUGCGAGGGAGCUGCCUGGAAGAGGCAGUGCAGGGAUAAGCCCCAAAUCUGCUGUUUUUUUGCCCAGUCCUGCUCAGGUGGUGGUGGCUGGGGGACUCCCAGCGCCCCAGUCUGUGCUCAGCAGGAUUUCCCUUCCAGCAGAGGUGUCCUGCCUGUGCCAGCAUCUCCUGGCCACCCGCACCCUCCCCAGCAGACUAUUUGUUGUGCUCUUCACCCAAAGGCUGAGCUCUCCCCAGUUCCCCCCAGCUUUUUUCCUGCUCUUCAGGGCUGGGAUCCCUCCGUGCCACGUGCGGGCUCCGUGGGUCCCCGCGGUGUCUGCGUUUGGGGCGGAUGCUCUGCUUCAGCGCUCCGUGACACCCACCCGUGCCUGGUCCCCUCGGCCAUCCCCUGGGACCCCCCCCCCCCCCGGUGCCACACGUGAGCGCGUCCCCCAGCCCUCCCCGGGGCCACGGUGGCAGGGAUCGUGUCUCUUUAACGAGGCUGGGCUUGGAGCAGCCCUGGCUGCUGGCACAGGGAGCGAGGGAUGGAGCAGCGGCGGUGAAGGAGUCGGUGCCAGAGCAGGAGCUGCAGCAGGAGGGGCGGCGGCGGCACCGCUCGGCCCUGGGUGUGAGGACCCCCACCGAAAGGGAAGAGACCCCCCCCCGGGCAGAGGCUUCGGACGGCUCCUUGGGGUGCUGCGCCCGCAGCCCCUGUGUCAUCCUCGUCCUCCAGCCCGCACCGAGGGACCAUGCCGGGUCUGUACGCGCUCUCCUCCUGGGAGGCUCUGCCCCUGAAGAGCUCCAGGGUGAAGGCUUGUGCCAACGGCUACGCCCUGAGCAUCGCCGCCCACCUCGUGUACACCAACCCCCGCGAGGAGCCCGUGGAAGGCGUCUUCAUCUACCCGCUGGAGGAGUCGGAGGUGGUGGCCGGCUUCGAGGCGGCGGCGGGCAGCCGGCGGGUCACCUUCCAGGUGCAGAGCCGGCACCGGGCACAGGACUGCUGCCUCGAGUGCCGCACCAGCCCCGGGCGGCCACGCCGCUGUGCCGGCGGCCACCUCGUCCUGGACGAAGACGCCGAGCGCUCCACCUUCGUCAUCAGCACGGGCUCGCUGGGCCCGGCCGAGAGCCUGGCCGUGACGCUGCGCACGGUGCAGGAGCUGCCCACGCUGCCGGGGGGGGCCCUGCGCCUCGUCCUCCCCCCGGUCCUCGUGCCCCGCGUCGCCGCCGCCCCCGAGCGUGAGAGCGAGCCGGGAAGCUUGUGUGACGACAGGUUGGCCCUAUGCCCCACCAGCUGUUUCGGGGGGCCCGGCGCACGGAGCCAGCCUGCCCCCGCGGCCCCCGCGGAGAGCACGGACGUCUUCUGGGGACAGCCCCGCAACCCCUUUCCUUACGAGUUCGCCUUCGAGCUGCUGGUGAAGGGCCCCUGCUUGCUGGCAGGCCUGGAGAGCCCGACCCACGCGCUGCGUGCCGACGCCGACCCCUGGGCUACCUCCGCCACCACCACCUGUGUCACCCUGGCUGAGCGUCACCGCUACGACAGGGACGUGGAGAUCAUCCUCUACCCCUGCGAGCCCCACCAGCCCCACCUGGUGAUGGAGGAAGGCACCAUGAGCUACCCUGAGUACGAGGCGCACAUCCGGAGCCGCCGGGACUACGCGCGGAUAGCCAGGAAGGAUGGCAGCGGCGAGAGACAGGUGGCUUUUGUGCAGAAGCGUUUCCACAAAGACAUCUUCCCCAACCCCGUGCUGAUGCUCAACUUCUGCCCGGCGGUGGAGCCCAUCCCGGGGGACCUGCAGAGCGUCACCCGCGAGGUCCUCUUCCUUGUUGACCGCAGCGGCACCAUGAGCGGCCCCGACGUCGACAAGGUCAAGGAAGCUCUGCUGGUGGCCCUGAAGAGCCUCCCGUCGGGGACCCUGCUCAACAUCGCCGGCUUCGGCUCCGACGUCCAGCCGCUCUUCCCCUCCAGCCGCCUCUGCAGCAACGAGACGCUGUGCCGUGCCUGCCGGCACCUGGGCGAGCUGCGGGCGGCCACGGGUGGCCCCGACCUCCUGGCGGCCCUGAGCUGGGCGCUGGCGCAGCCCCUGCACCAUGGCUACCCCCGGCAGCUCUUCCUCUUCACCGCGGCGGCGGCAGCGGGCGGCGCGGGCAGGAUCCUCCAGCUGGUGCGCCGGCAGGCCAGCACCGCCAGGUGCUUCAGCUUCGGCAUGGGCCCGCGGGCGUGCCGGCGGCUGCUGACGGCCAUGGCCAAGCUGAGCCGGGGCCGUGCCGAGUUCCUGAGCCCGGCCGAGAGGCUGCAGCCCAAGCUCAUCAAGUCCCUGAAGAAGGCGAUCGAGCCGGCCGUCAGCGACAUCACCAUCGACUGGUACGUCCCCGACAGCACCGAGGCCCUGCUCUCGCCCACUGAGAUCGCAGCCCUGUACCCCGGUGACCGGCUCGUCAGCUACUGCACCCUGUACAGCAUCGCCCGAUUCCGGGACAGGCGCCCGGCGGGCCGGGACAGGGCUCGCCGGGGCUCAGCUGUCCCCUCGCAGGACGAGGUGCCCAGUCCCGGGGGGACGCGGCCGCCGGUGCCCGGGGAGCGCCGUGAGCCGUCCCGAGGCAGCGCGGGCUCUGGAGAGGCCUCCCUGGAGGUCUCGGCUGGCGGCACGGAGGAGUCGGAGCGGAGCACGGACCUCGUUUCGGGGGGAGACAUCUGGAAGCGGAUUUACCAGCCCUCCUACAUCCAGGAGCAGUACGUCCUGACGCACUGCUCCGUCAGCACCGACCGCAGCCAGGGGCUGCUCUCCCGCAGCUCCACCAGCAGCGAGUCCACCGGCUCCCGCGACGUGGCCCCCGAGGGAGGCUCCCCGGCCCCCGACGCCACCUCCCAGCAGGGCCAGAAGAGCCUGUCCCUCUGCGAGUCCUCCACCAAAUCCGCCCCGCUGCCCUCGGCCCCGGCCCCGGCUGGCGUCAAGGUACCGGCGGCCCUGAGCACCGAGGAGCUGGCGCGGCGGCAGAAGGCGCUGGCGCGAGCCGCCCUGGCCGGCCGCAGCUUUUCCUCGCCGCACGGGGAGCUGGACGCACGCCGGCUCUGCCGGGCCCUGGAGAAGGUGUCGCAGAAGAGGAACCAGUCCCUGGAGGGGCGGCUGGACCAGCUGGGCCCCAAGACGCCGCGGCUGCAGCACAGCGUGGGGGAGUCGAAUAACCUCCUCUCGCCCACACACCUGGACUGGGACAUGCUGGUGGAGCCCUCCUACCUCUUCAGCGCGUCGCCCGAGGCGAGGGAGCCCAGCCAGGGCGAUCCCUGCCUGCCCCUGCGCUGCCACGUGGUGAUCCACGGGCUGCGGGCCGGCAAACCCGUGUCCUGGGAGGUGACGGCCUCGCUCGAGUCACUGCUGCGGCCCCGGGACGGGACGGGCAGCGAGGAGCCCCGGCGGCGGGCGGGCGUGGACGGGGAGAAGCCGCUGCACGGCUUGGCGGCACGCUCCGUCAUCCGGGACAGCGAGACGGCGGCUCAGCGGGAGGCCGAGCUGGAGCAGGGUUUCGCCCGCCGGUUUCGCCUGAAAGCCAUGCAGACCAGCAAAGCCUGCAACGUGCCUUCCCUCUACACCUGCGUGGUGCCCGUGGACGGAGCCACGCGGGCAGCGCUGCCCGCGGCCCCGCAGGUGUGGGGCAGAGCUGGCUCGGCCAGCCACCCGCGCACGGGCACGGCCGGGAGCUGGCGGCACCGGAGCGGCUCGGCGAGCCUGGGCCAGCAGCGGGACGUGGAGGAGCAGGACGAGGCUCUCAUCGGCGCAGAGAGGGACGAGGUCCCCGGGUCUCCAGCCAGUGUCUCCUCCGCCACCUCGGGCUGGGAAAAGCAGAACGGCACUAACGGGCCUCCAACCAGCCCCUCCACCUCCUCCAUGGGCUCCCAGAAAUCCACGGAGAGCAUCGCUGGCUCCAGGUUCAGCCUGAGCCGGCGCAGGGGGCCCAGCCUGGCGCUGCGCCCGCACUGCCUCAGCCCGGAGAGCGAGCGCUCCAGCACCAGCGCCAGCCACGACUACCUCCCGCUGGUGCAGCUGCAGCAAGCCCGGGGGCCCUUCCAGCUCACCGAGAGCUUCUCCGAGGUGGUGCAGAUCCCCCUGGACCGCCUGCGCCGGGCCUCCCCGUACGCCUCCCACCGUGCCAGCCUCAGCCCCACGUCCCCGGUGGCCAAGAGCAGCCCCGGGGCAGGGCCCUCCGCCGAGGAGCAGCCGGCGGCAGCCCCCGAGCCCGGGUCGCCCCCGUCCCACAGCACCUGCUCCGAGGUGCCCAGCGCGGCCGUGUGGGCGCAGGCGGACAGCGGGCACGGCUCCGAGUCCGACACCGGCCCCCACUCGGCCGCCCCCUCCGAGGCCGGCCUCAGCUGGCAGGAUGCGGGCCCAGAGGACCUGGAGAGCGCCAGCUGGGCCACGGCGGUGGCCCUGGCGUGGCUGGAGCACCGCUGCGCCGGCUUCUUCGAGGAGUGGGAGCUGGUGGCGGCCAAGGCGGACGCGUGGCUGCAGGCGCAGCGGCUGCCCGAGGGCGUGGACGUGGGCUGCCUCAAAGGGGCAGCCAGGCACUUGUUCCUGCUGCUGCGUCACUGGGACGAGAACAUCAAGCUGAACAUGCUGUGCUACAACCCCAACAACGUGUGAUGGCCCGGAGGGGGUGGGGGGGCCAAUAAAGACGCCUGGCUCCGUGCUGCCUGUGUGCGUGUCUGUGUCGCGGGCAGGGAGCCAUCAGCCCUGCAGAGCCCACGCCGGGGCUCGGUGGAGCCCUGGAGAGCAUCGCUCCCUUCCCAGCCAUCCCCUGGGGGAAGGAGCAGGCAGGGAACGAGGAACCCCUGGAGGUGGGCCAGGCUCACGC
Cygnus olor (mute swan) is the source of this 5868-nucleotide messenger RNA. RefSeq names its product von Willebrand factor A domain containing 5B2 (gene VWA5B2). The transcript is spliced from 22 exons. The record is from RefSeq and is a predicted model, not a curated record. NCBI's taxonomy places the organism in Eukaryota, Metazoa, Chordata, Aves, Anseriformes, Anatidae. Bases 1770 to 5657 code for a protein of 1295 amino acids.